Staurois parvus is the source of this 1068-nucleotide messenger RNA. NCBI's taxonomy places the organism in Eukaryota, Metazoa, Chordata, Amphibia, Anura, Ranidae. The record is from the annotation of a GenBank genome assembly.
AUGGUUGCUGGGUUUUCAUCUGUCAUCAUUCGAGCCGUGGUAGUCCAAGGUGGAAUUGGUCCUAUUCUAAAUGACUCAUUUUAUGGAGACAGGCUGAAUUUUUGGGAUUUCAACCUAAGUCCACUACAGCGACACUCCUUUUGGACCAUUGUUGUUGGAGGAACAUUCACGUGGACUGGAAUCUAUGGUGUCAACCAGUCACAAGUGCAGAGAUAUAUCGCUUGCAAAACCAGAUUUCAAGCUAAAAUGUCCCUAUACGUGAAUCUGGUAGGACUUUGGGCUAUCCUUUCCUGUGCAGUAUUAAGUGGACUGGCCAUGUACUCUAUAUACAAGGAUUGCGAUCCAUGGUCUGCCAAAUUCGUGUCAGCUCCAGAUCAGCUAAUGCCUUACCUUUCCCUUGACAUUUUGCGGGACUAUCCAGGACUUCCAGGACUGUUUGUUGCCUGUGCAUACAGUGGAACCUUAAGUACUGUGUCCUCCAGUAUCAAUGCUUUAGCUGCUGUCACAGUGGAAGACCUUGUGAAACCUUUCUACAAGUCCCUCAGUGAAACCAAGCUGUCAUGGAUUUCCAAAGGGACAAGUCUCUUGUAUGGUGCGAUAUGUAUUGCCAUGGCGGGCUUGGCAUCCCUAAUGGGUGGCUUAUUACAGGCUGCUCUUUCCAUCUUCGGUAUGGUGGGGGGACCUUUGCUAGGUCUGUUUUCUCUAGGAAUCCUCUUUCCCUUUACAAACUCCAUAGGUGCGUUGACUGGUCUCUUGUCUGGUUUUGCAAUUUCGUUAUGGGUUGGUAUUGGAUCUCAGCUUUACCCUCCUCUGCCUAUAAGAACUCUACCCAAAUUCCUGUCAACAGAGGGCUGCAAUUUCAGCACUGUAGACACUAACUGGACGUUAACAACAGCACUUCCUGCAGUGACUGGUAUAUUGUCAGAAACUCAAGCUGAAGACCUGACCUGGCUGAUAAACUGGUACUCCCUGUCAUAUCUAUACUUCAGUACAAUUGGAACGAUUGUUGCUGUUGUUGUGGGAAUAACAGUUAGCUUACUAACAGGUAAGGUCUUUGUUACAGUAUAA